This is a messenger RNA of Condylostylus longicornis, 6678 nucleotides long. RefSeq lists its product as uncharacterized. Gene Ontology annotation, biological process: chromatin remodeling. The coding region runs from base 141 to 6485 and encodes 2114 amino acids. The record is from RefSeq and is a predicted model, not a curated record. Gene Ontology annotation, molecular function: DNA binding; histone demethylase activity. Gene Ontology annotation, cellular component: nucleus. NCBI's taxonomy places the organism in Eukaryota, Metazoa, Arthropoda, Insecta, Diptera, Dolichopodidae. The transcript is spliced from 8 exons.
UUUAAUUUGCGAGUGUUUAAUAGAUGUUUUUAUCUAGUGGAAUUUUUAGAUUAAAAUAUCGUAUUCAAUUGAAAUUUGUUAAUUAAUUAUUAAUAUAAUUUUAAAAUAUUAUGAUAUAAGAUUAUUUAAAUAGUUUACAAAUGGUGAAAAUGGCCUUAAAAAAGAGAAAACUUGGUAUACCUGAGAGUGCGAAAAGGCCGAAAGCUCAAAGGAAAUUUGCUCAAGGACAAUUUUUUCCUUCAACAUCAUCAUACGCCUAUAAUUGCAACUCAGUAACAGCACCUCCAGUUAAUAAUUAUAAUGCAGAACCUCCUCCUGAGAUUUUUCCAAAUCGUCCUAAUACAGAAGAUUUUCUUACAUUUCUUUGUUACCGAGGUACUCCUUCUCUACCUACAAACCUUGAUUUUGUAAAGUCUGCACAACAGAAAUCAAAAAGCGAUGCAAAAAAAUCAAAUCAGAACUCAACAACACCUCAUAAAUCCCCGGGGAGGAAGAAAACAGUAUCCCCGUCCAAGAAUUCUAAUGAACCAUCUACUUCUGCAGUUACGCCUACUAAAAGAAAAGAUGUGUUAGAUAAAACAGAAAAUGAAGAUGUUCCGCCAAAUAAAACAAAGAAAAAGGAGGUAAACCAGCAAAAUAAUACAGGAUCUGGAAAGUCACCAAAAGGUAGAAAAUCUGAUCCACCUAGUGCAACAUCAUCUCCCAAAACUAUUAUUAAAGGCAAUAAAAAGGUAACCACAGUUACUAGAAAAUCCCUUCGUACAAGAGUAAACAUCAAUAAUUUCGCUGAGGAUUCCAAAGAAUUUGAGGAUGAUGAAGGAAUUGAUAGCGUUGAACUAGAAAAUACUACGAAUAAUGACGUUAAAAAUUUACACAAAAAUGAGCCAAAGGAGAAUAAACUUAAUGAAAAUGGUAAAACAGAUGUGCAAAAUAUAGAAAAAUCAGUAAUAGACAAAAUCAACUCGUCAAUUGCUGCAAAUAAAGAGCAGCCCGUUAAACAAGAAAGGCCAGUUGGGCGGCCUAGAAAAUAUCCAAUUUCACCCAAGGUAGAAAAACCAGCAAAAAAACUCGAUACUUCUAACAAAACUGAAUCAACUCAAAAUAAACAAAAUGAAACGAAUUCCAUGGAUAUAAAUCCAACAACGCCAACAAAAAGUCAACGCAAUAAGAAAAUGUCAAAAAAAUCUAAGUUAGAAAUAUCAAACGAGAGUAAAGAGGAUAUACAAGAUGCCGACGAUAGUAAAAAAUCAAGCGACGACAUUAAUGAUGUAGACAAUAUUCCUCUAAAAGCAAGAUUGUCAAAGAAAGAAACUCCAAAUAAACAACUGUCAGAGUUAAUCAAUGCAGAAAGCCCUACUCCGAAAGAAAAUAUUGAUAAACAAAAAGUAACAAAGAAAAAGGGAAGAAAAAGUUUAUUAUCAAAGAAAUUGGACAUUGACAAACCAACGAAUAUUGAAAAUAUUGUUGCUAAUGGUAUUCAAGGAAGAAAAAAACUUUCGAAAGCUAUUGUCAAUAAGCCAAUUUUAAAAGAGAAGAAAGAAAAGAAAACACCUGGUCGGAAAAAGAAGAUAGUAUUAGAUAACCAAGAAAAUAAAGAAGAAAAAGACGAGGAAAAAGAAAAAGCUGAAGAAAGGCUUGACAGUGGUCGACCUCAACGUAAAACAAAAGAGGCAGCUGCAAUAUAUAUGGAAUUAAUUGGUCAUAAGCUUAAUUCGGAUAACUAUGAGGAAGAUGAUAAUUCAUCUGAGAGUUUUCCUGACCUCCCUAAUGUUAAAGAAACUGAAAAAUUAGAACAGGAAAUGAAAUUAAAGGCGAAUAUUAAAUCCAGGAAGCCAGAAAAAGAAAGAAAUAGGGAAAAUGAAAAAUUAGCAUCGACAAUAGAAUCAGAAAAUGAAUCAAAAAAACCUUUAGAGAAAACAAAAACUAUUAAAGCAAAACGAAAAACUAUCGAAAAGGGCGCAGGUGUUGUUAAAAAGAAAGUUUUAGUAAAAAAGGCUUUAAAAAGAGGUCGCAAGCGAAAAAUAAUGAAAGAAAUCAAAAAACAUAUAACAGGUGAUACUGAAAAAGGAAGUGAUGAAGAAAUUGAAGAAAUUGAGCAAGUACAGAAGGGAGACAACGUCAAUGAAAAUGACGCAAUUCAAAAUACAUUCAGUGAAUCAGAUGAUGAGCCCCUAGCAGUUAAAAUAUGUAAGGCAAGUGAAAGUCAGCCAGACACUACACAACAAAAAUCACCUCUCCCACGAAAUUCAAUGUUUAAUCCCGAAAACUCAAAGUCAUCUAAAAUGUCAAAUGAACCCUUAGAGCCAGUAUCUAAAAACACUUUCCUAGUUUCUAAUGAACAACAAAAUCUUCUACAAUCUGGUGAAAAUUAUAUAAAAAAGCCUACUGCACCAAUCACAAAUCAAUUUAAUACCAAGCCUGAUAUACCGAAGUCUCAAGAAAAUAAUGAUUUUUCGGGAAAGUUCCCUAGUUUUCCUCCAAAACCAAAUUUAGGGAUUGGUUUAUCAUCUACAACGACUCCUCGACCUCAAACAAUAGAGACAUAUCCAUCAGCUAUUGUUAAUCCAACAUUCCUAACACCGAAGUUCGAAGGAAAUGUGGAUGGCAGGUUGCCUGUUACAACUGAGUCAAAUCAAAGACCUUUAGCUUUUUCUGCAGCAUUAAAAAAUGGGAAAAGUUCACCACAAGGAAACUUGGCACGCAACCAAGAUGAAUCAGUUCCUACUUCGUCAUCAUUCGGAUUUAAAAGUACAAUUACUACGACACCAACUCCAAGUGCGUUUGCUACAAAUCUGAUGCCUAGUAAGGAGGAAUCUGGAAAAAUUUUUGGAAUUGCUAGUGUCAGUUUAGCACAAAGUUCAGGUCCGGACAAUACUAAAUGCACUUUGGGAAAGUGUGGUUCAAUUCAUAAACCAACAUUGGGACCUGUUGUUCCAACAGAAUCCUACUUAGGGGAGCAGCUAUUAUCGAGUAAGGAACGACGAAAAGCUAAAGUCAAUAUGACCCAUGAGCAGAUUCAUAAAUGGUUAAUUGAGUGUUCAUCUAAUCCUGAUGAAAUACAAGAUGAUCUUGAUGAAGAUUUCGAAGAUGCUUAUAAAUACAAUUCAUUUAGUAAUCCUUCCCCCACUUUGUCUAAAUAUGAAAAAGAACCAAGCACAUCUUUUAAUAGCAAAAAAGACAAGGAGCAAUCAAGUAUUCCUUCUGUUAAAAAUGAAAGUGCUUGGUCUGGUAAAGGACCUUCAUUAAAAGCAGUACCUGUUGUUGUCAAUAAUGAAAAAGAGGUUUUCAAGUCUGGCGAUACUACAGAAACUAAAAAACAAAAUAUUUUCGAAGUCGGGAAAAGUCCCUUAAAGGUAAAUAAAGAAGAAGAAGAAAAACAAGAGGAAGUAAAAGAAAAAAAAGAGGUCGCAAAAAAGAAUUGUCCAGAGAAUUUGAAUGUUAAUCCCGAAGGAAAAUCCUCAAAAAAGAAACAAGAUAAAGCAGAAAAAGUUUCAAAUAUUAAAGCUAAAAAAUUAGAUAUAGAAAAAGAAAAUGCAACAGAAAAAAUUAAAGAAAAAGAAAAGGAAAAGGAAAAGAGUCCGAAAAGCCCUACUGAAAAGAAAACUGUUUCGGAAUCGGUAAAAUCGACAAAAAAAGGAACAGAAAGUCCUACAAAUCCAUCUAUUACUCCUAAUACACCCGGGGCAUCGACGUCGCAAUUAACUUUUCAAUCCAAAAAAUAUUCUCCGAUUCAUAAUAAACUUCGACAGCCAACAAAAGACUUGGAUCGUUUGAAAGUAUUUUCAAAUACAUUCACAAACUCAGGAGAUAAUGAGAAAAGUGUAUAUACUUUUGAUAAAGAUGAUGACGAGCUACCGCCUAUUGCAAGAACAUUCCGUCAACCUGUUCAAAGAGGUUCUGAUACUGGUGGUGAACGAAUAGAUGUGGAUAAAUCUGAAACUAAACAAGAAAGCAAAUCAAACGGGAGUAAGAAUAAUGAAUCAAAUAACAACACCAGCGAGAUAAUAAAGAAGGGUACUUUUAAUUUGAGUGUAAAUAAAGUUAAUGAAGAAGAUGCAUGUCAAACUGAUACAACUAGAAGUAAAAAGUCAUCGAAAAUAAGGAGAAAAUCAACUAUGAAUGAAUUUAUUUUAAAUGAUUCUGAGGGUGAAACUUUUUAUAUUCCUAUACAAGGUGCCGCUUUGACAAAUUCUGUUGGGUCAAAUAAAUCUGAUGUUUUACAAGCUGUAGAAGUUAAGGUGAAAGUGGGUCGUGAAGGACCUGAUGGGCCAAAUCAACGGGUUAGUGUGCAAGCAACUUUAGUUACAAAACCUAAUUUAACUAGAAGUUCAUCACCUACAUUAGCAGUUAGUGCAAUUAGUUCAACUCCCGCUGCUGCCACAGAAUCUGAUGAUAAAAAAUCGGUAUCUAAAUCAUCUACAAGUCAAGUAGUCGGAUCCAAAAGUGUACCAAUAGGCACAGUUACUCCUAGAUUUAAAAGUGAAGGAGCAGCAAACAACGGCGGUUUGAAACGAGUUAAUUCAAAUUCGUCGCUGUUGUCUGGUUCAAAUAAAUCUCGAAACAAACAAAAACCCUCAACAUCAUAUGCUAAAAAACGUAAAAGUAAUACACCUAUAAAAAUGUAUAAUAAUACUGCAUUUCCACGUCGAGACGAUCCCGCACAAAUGGUAGAAGCUCCCGUUUUUCGACCUACAGACAAAGAAUUUCAUGAUCCAAUGGAGUUUAUAGAACGAAUAACACCAAUUGCCGCCCGUUUUGGUAUUUGUAAGAUAAUUCCACCUUUAAGUUUCAAACCAGAAUGUAGAGUAUCAGAUGAAAUGAGAUUCUCUGCUUACAAUCAAUAUGUACAUAAAAUGUUAUAUCGUUGGGGUCCUAAUGUAAAAGAAUUGAAUGCAAUCAAAAAACAUUGUCAAACUCAACGGGUUUCUUUAACACCAUUUCCACUUAUUGGACAAAUGCAAGUAGAUUUACCACGACUUUACCAUACAGUGCAAGAAUUGGGUGGCUUACAAGAAGUCAUGGAAAAGAAAAAAUGGAAUCGUGUAGCUGAUGAAAUGUGUAUACCAAAACUGGCACAAGAUCGAGCAACACGUUUAGAUGAUAUAUAUUGUAAAUAUUUAUUACCUUACGAUACGUUAUCAUCAAAUGAGCGGCAAAAGUUGUUUGAUGAGGUUGAGUCUGAUUGGGCUAAAUGUGAAGCAAGAGCUCGACGCACAGCAGAUUUUCUUAUAAAUUCUGAAAAUAAUAGUUUUGAAGAAAAUUUUAAUGAACCAAGUGAAGAUUCCGAAGAAGAAGCUGACGGUGUAUCAAUGGAGUGUAUAGUUAGAGGGAAAAGUAUGCCAUUAAAGCAGUUUGUACGAAUAGCUAGAAAUACAUGUAGUUUGUGGUUUAAAAAUGUUGAACCAACAACAUCAGAAGUGGAAUCAGAAUUUUGGCGUCACGUUGCAGUUCGCGAUAGUCACGUAUGCGUUCAUUCAGGAUCUAUUGAUUCUAGUGGAUGGGGUUAUGGGUUUCCUUCACCGGGCCCGAAAGGAAAAGGCUCUCACUGUGCAAAGCAUCCGUGGAAUUUAAAAGUUUUAACAAAUAAUCCGGGAUCCGUUUUAAGAUCCUUAGGGCCUGUUAUGGGUGUAACCGUACCUACGUUACAUGUUGGCAUGCUUUUUAGUGCAUGUUGUUGGUAUCGUGAUCCACAUGGUUUAUCCUGGAUUGAGUAUUUACAUACGGGAGCAAGCAAAAUCUGGUAUGGUAUACCAGAUGAUCAAAGUACGAAUUUCCGUUCAGCAUUAACAUCAUUAAUACCAAGUCAUUGUCAAAAUAAAACAAUAUGGUUACCUUGUGAUACCGUAAUGGUACCACCGCAUAUGUUGACAGAUCGUGGUGUAUCAUUAUGUAGAACAGAACAAAAGCCUGGAGAAUUUGUUGUAAUAUUUCCAAGAUCUUAUACUUCAAGUAUUUCAACGGGGUAUGUUGUAUCUGAAAGUGUAUAUUUUGCAACAGCAACGUGGUUAGAAAGUGCAAAGGAUGAUUUUAAGGACAUACAUGAUAGCUGUGAACCUGCAUUAUUUUCUUUAGAACAGUUACUUUUUUCAAUAGGAUCAGAUCAAAGGGUCCCAAAAGAAGUAUUAGAACAGUGUUUACCUAUGCUAAUAGAAGUUUUUGGAAAAGAAAAAGAAGCUCGAAGCCAAAUCGAGGCGUUGGGGGUUGCAAUUACAGAAAAAAUAUCACAGGAGAAAGGUAAAAAUAAAAAGAAAGUUGUUAAUAUCGAAGAAGAUAACGAAUGUGAUAUUUGUCGUGCAAAUUUAUAUAUUUCGGUGGUAAAAAGCAAUGAUAAAAAUAGUACAUAUUGUUUAGAACAUGCCCUUAAAUAUAUUCGCAAAGGUAAUAUAUCACCAGAUCAAUGCACAUUAUUAUAUUCAUAUUCAAUAGAUGAAAUUAAUGAAAUGAUUCAAAAAGUUAGAGGACGUCUUGAGCAAAAAAAAUAUUGAUAAUAUAAAUUUAGAUUAAAUGUUAUAUGUAAAAUUUUCAUAUAUAAUAUUAAAAUUAAUAUUAAAAUUGAUUAUACAUAUAUGUAUUUAUACUUAUUUAUAUACAUAUACGUAACAUAUAUAUACAUAAAUAUAGAUAUAUAUAUAAAGAACAUAGAUUACAUAAUCAGAUUGUAGUAUGUAAAAAAUUAUU